Messenger RNA from Musa acuminata subsp. malaccensis (wild Malaysian banana), 1501 nucleotides. Its product is annotated as transcription factor bHLH128. The record is from RefSeq and is a predicted model, not a curated record. Gene Ontology annotation, cellular component: nucleus. Lineage: Eukaryota; Viridiplantae; Streptophyta; Magnoliopsida; Zingiberales; Musaceae. Gene Ontology annotation, biological process: regulation of transcription by RNA polymerase II. Gene Ontology annotation, molecular function: DNA-binding transcription factor activity, RNA polymerase II-specific; RNA polymerase II cis-regulatory region sequence-specific DNA binding; protein dimerization activity.
AAAAUACUCCCGACUCCACAGAUGCAACCCCCCACUAAUCCAAGCGCUUUGGCAUGGGACCCACUAAGCGUUUAAUCUUAAUCCUUAGCUCUUUUCCCUUCUAAUAUAAAGCAGCUGUACCCUUCACUAUUCCCCUCGGCCCCUCACAUCGAUUCCACCGGCUCUCUGUCUCUCUUAGCAGUUGGAAGCGAUGAACCAAUCGGCGUCCGGCGAGAGGAAACCGGAGUCGAUGGGGCCGCCGAUGGGGCUCUCCCGAUACGGCUCGGCGCCCGGCUCGUUCCUAUCGGGGCUCGCCGAUUCGGUCGCCACCGGCAGGGGAGGAGAGGAGCUGUCGGCCGUCGGGUCGGAGGGGAUGAUCGGCCGGUUCUUCUCGGGCGACUCCCCGUGCCUCACGUCCGAGUCGAGCUGCCGGGCCGCCUGCCGGGGCUCUGAUCGUGACACCCCGGGGGCUCCGGCAACCGGCGGGGCGUGCCUUCAUGGGCCCUACGCCCCCGAGGCGCUCCAAGUGUCGGCUGCCGGGUCGCCCUUGGUACGGCACAGCAGCUCGCCCGCUGGCUUCUUCUCCCAUCUCCUAACGGAUCACGGUCUUUCUGCUACAAGGGCAAUUGGAAAUUACUCUCAAGCAGGCACAGAUGGCAUCCACGCAUAUGCAAAUAGAAGGCUGCGGUCCCAAUGGAGCUUUUCAAGGCAGGAUUCACUGUCACAAAUCUCAGAAUUGAGCAUCCCCGAAAUAGGGGAGACUGAUACAUGCUGCAACAGCUCAGAUGAGGCAACUGGGCAUGCUGGCCAAUCAUACAUUUCUGGCAAUUUUCAGUUGGGCUCAUGGGAUGAUAACAAUUCAAUUGUGUUUACUGCUCCACCUAGCAAACGGGCCAAAGAUAAUAAUGGGGAUAUAGUUACUGGUCUCAGUAAUGUAGAUUCUCAGUUUAGUCUGCCAAGGACUUCAUCAGAAAUGUCUGCUUUAGAGAAAUACCUUCAGGUCCAACAAGAUUCAGUCCCUUGCAGAGUCCGAGCUAAGCGUGGCUGUGCAACACAUCCCCGGAGCAUUGCUGAGAGGGAGAGGAGAACUCGAAUUAGCAAAAGGUUGCAAAAAUUGCAAGAUCUUGUGCCUAACAUGGACAAGCAAACGAGCACUUCAGACAUGUUGGAGUUGGCAAUUCAGCACAUCAAAGAGCUGCAGAGCCAAGUUCAGAAACUAAAACAAGAACAAGCUAAUUGCACAUGUCCAGAGAUGCAAGAGAAAGCUUGAGAGUGAUACAAUUACUACGAAGAAUAUGCUGUGCGAUAUCAUUGUUGUCUUAUUGGUGUUGUGUAUUUAAGCGAAAAAUCCUUGCCAAUUGUACGUUGAUGUUUACUUUUUGUGAUCUUUCGGCGUAGAUGGUAAAGAACGAGGUCAUGUAAUAUGGUGACUUGUUAUUUUCUUUCACUGUAUCAUUUUGCUGUACUCAGAUGUGGCAGCUAUUUAGUGGUCCAAAACUAGCAGAUGGAAGCCCAUUCUAUA